CUUUCUCCAGUUUACUUAACUUAUCUCCACCACUCCCUAUUUAAGCAAGAUGUGACCUUUCUCUAUUUCCAUUCUCUACCAUGAACGUCUCUGCUUUUCUUCUGUUGCUGACUGCCUGCAUGGCCCAAGGAGCCCUCGUGCCUCGGGCUCUGUGGCAGUUUGGUGGAAUGAUCCACUGUAUCCAGCCAGGAGUGAACCCCUUGAAGUACGACAAUUACGGCUGCUGGUGCGGGUUAGGUGGCUCUGGGACCCCCCGCGAUGGUGUGGAUAGGUGCUGUAAAUCCCACGAUCUCUGCUACAGAGCCAGCAAGUCUCUUCCAGAAUGCCGUCCUAUUAUUGAUGCCCCUUACAUCAAGAUUUAUGACUUCACCUGCAAAAACAAACAAGUCUCCUGCUCAGCCUCCAAUGACCCGUGCCAGGCCUUUGUGUGCGAGUGUGAUCGUGUGGCUGCCCACUGCUUUGCCAAGAACACAUACAAUCACGAGAACAAGAACCUGGACCCUAAAGUCCACUGUCUCAACUGAGCCAAUACACACAGAAAUAUUUUUAACUGAGCGAUGUCUUGUUAAAAAGUAAUGUAAAAAAUAAAAAUGUAU
Messenger RNA from Osmerus eperlanus (European smelt), 596 nucleotides. Its product is annotated as phospholipase A2-like. Gene Ontology annotation, molecular function: calcium ion binding; phospholipid binding. The transcript has 4 exons. Gene Ontology annotation, biological process: phospholipid metabolic process; lipid catabolic process; arachidonate secretion. The coding region runs from base 81 to 524 and encodes 147 amino acids. The record is from RefSeq and is a predicted model, not a curated record. Lineage: Eukaryota; Metazoa; Chordata; Actinopteri; Osmeriformes; Osmeridae.